Messenger RNA from Lotus japonicus, 1085 nucleotides. Its product is annotated as abscisic acid receptor PYL4-like. Gene Ontology annotation, biological process: abscisic acid-activated signaling pathway. The record is from RefSeq and is a predicted model, not a curated record. Bases 287 to 919 code for a protein of 210 amino acids. Gene Ontology annotation, cellular component: nucleus; cytoplasm. NCBI's taxonomy places the organism in Eukaryota, Viridiplantae, Streptophyta, Magnoliopsida, Fabales, Fabaceae. Gene Ontology annotation, molecular function: protein phosphatase inhibitor activity; abscisic acid binding; signaling receptor activity. The transcript has a single exon.
CUACCACUCAACAAUCCCCACAAAAAACAACUUCCAAGCUCAAAACUACUAGGCUUCUACUACUAUAUAACCCUUCCUUCAUAGCAAACACAAACCCCCCCUUCUUUCAUCUCCAAAUCUCUUCUUCAACUUCAAUUCUCCUCAUUUUCUCUUUCUUUCAUUAGGGGAAAAAGAAAAGAAAAUAUAGAUCCAUCAUAAACCCUUUCAAGAAACCAUUCUCAAAUUGAUAAGUAAGAAAGAAGAGAUCACACUACAACUCAUUUCUUCAUCAUCUUAAUAUAAAAAAAUGCCCCCAAACCCACCCAAGUCAUCUCUCCUCCUCCACCGGAUCAACCACACCACCACAGUUAACUGCCACGACCUCCAUCGUGACACCAUCCUCGUGAGGACCCCCGCCGCCGUCCCCGACACAGUGGCGCGCUACCACACCCACGCCGUCUCCCCGAACCAGUGCUGCUCCGCAGUGGUUCAAGAAACCACCGCCUCCAUCGCCACCGUCUGGUCCGUCGUGCGGCGCUUCGACAACCCGCAAGCCUACAAACACUUCGUCAAGAGCUGUCAUGUCAUCGGCGGCGACGGCAACGUCGGCACACUCCGGGAAGUCCACGUCAUCUCCGGCCUCCCCGCUGGCCGGAGCACCGAGCGGCUUGAGAUCCUCGACGAGGAGCGCCAUGUCCUCAGCUUCAGCGUCGUCGGCGGAGACCACCGGCUCGCGAACUACCGGUCCGUCACUACGCUCCACCCCUCCGCCGCCGGAGACGGCACCGGGACGGUGGUUGUGGAGUCGUACGUGGUGGAUGUUCCGCCGGGAAACACGAAAGAGGACACGCGCGUGUUCGUGGACACGAUUGUCGGGUGCAACCUUCAGUCACUCGCGCAAACCGCUGAGAGCUUGACACAACCAAACAAUAACAAGUGAUCUUCCUAAUUUUCCUUUUUUUCUUUUUAUUUUUUCUUUACAAUUUUCACAUUUAGUGUUUUGUAUGUAUUAUGUAAAUGGUAAUCGUCAAUUUAGUAUUAUGUAUACUGUGAGAUUUUGAGAUUUGUAUGUUUGUUCAUAGAAAUCAGAACUCAAUUUGUUUGCA